Trypanosoma theileri is the source of this 1465-nucleotide messenger RNA. Its product is annotated as surface protease GP63. Lineage: Eukaryota; Euglenozoa; Kinetoplastea; Trypanosomatida; Trypanosomatidae. The record is from RefSeq and is a predicted model, not a curated record. Gene Ontology annotation, molecular function: metalloendopeptidase activity. Gene Ontology annotation, biological process: proteolysis; cell adhesion. Gene Ontology annotation, cellular component: cytoplasm; membrane. The annotation marks the transcript as partial. The transcript has a single exon.
AUGAGCAGUCCCCCGGUCGCUGUGGUGAGAGAAGUACCGAAGAGGGGACAGGGCGCCUGGCAGACGUACACUGUGGCGGAAUUGACGGCUGGGGUGACUGGGAAAGAGGAUGAGAAUAAGGGUUGGGAGUCACUGCGCAUCAAUGUAUCACACAAAGAUCUUGAUGACGAAAAAAAGUACUGUAAAGACCAAAACCAAAAAGCAAAGAGUUUUUGGAGUGGGAAUGAAGAGCAGUGUAAAGAUGAAGAUGUUUUGAAUGACGAAAAGAAGAAGGAACUCAUCGAAAAGAUUCUCCCUGAGGCCAUCAAAUUACACACCGAUCGUCUCCUCGUUAAGCCAAUGAAAACACCCUGGAAUGUAAUACCAUUUGAAAAUACGAAUUUUUGUUCUCACUUUACAAUUCCCAAGAAAGAUGACGGCAAGCUCAAGGUCGACGAAGAGAAACUCCCAGAGACUAAUUUUAUGUUGUAUGUGGCUACUGGUUCCCGUGGAAAUAAUGCACCUCGUUCCUGGGCUCUUACUUGUGCUGUUGAUGCCAAUGAUAAUAACCGUCCAAUCAUUGGUGCCAUGCGUGUCAACCCAAAGAACAUUGCGUUUGGAAAGGGUAUCGUUCGCCUUCUUGCACAUGAACUUGGCCAUGCUCUUGGAUUUGACUACGAGAGAAUGAAUGAGCGUGGGAUGAUUACUGUCCGCGACAUUCGAGGCGAAGAUCGCAUAGUGGUGAAAUCUAAUAAAACACUGAUGAAGGCGAAGGAACAUUAUGACUGUGACACCAUGGAAGGUGUAGAGUUGCAAGUUACCAAUGGUAUUGAUAAUAAUGGACCAAAUUGUACACACUGGACGCAGCGGUACGCCAAGGAUGAAUUGAUGAGUAUCACUAAAUUUAGUGUGGUGUACGAGAAUAUUGGGUACUACACUGCACUGACGAUUGCAGCAUUUGAAGAUAUGGGUUUUUAUAAAGGAAAAUUUGAAAUGGCAGAAAACAUGAGUUGGGGUCGCGGCGCGGGUUGUGAAUUGAUUAAAGGGACUUACAAGGAAGAACUUGAAAAAAAGUACCCCAAUAUGUUCUGCAAAUAUGAGGGUAAGAGUUUAUGUGCCUCCAACCGUAUGGGUAUGGGUACGUGUUCUGAGCGUGAAUCGAACAAUGGUGAUAUCAACUUCGUUACUCAAAAUGAGUUUGCUUUAUGUACAAGUAAAGAAUUGACCCCAGGUUAUGGAGUUGGGCGACCAGAUUCAUGGUGUUUGGAUACUGACGAUCUUGUGAGACGCAAUAAUGAUGAGAAUUCGACUUCGUAUGGUGUCUGUGGAGAGGUGAGGUGUGACACAGGAUUUGUCGAAGUGCGGUUUGAUGAUAAAGAUGAGUGGCAUAAGUGUGAUGAGGAGGAUCAAACCUUUAAGCCGAAUAUGGCAGCUGCCUUCGACUAUGUGAGUGGUAAGGUCAAAUGUCCAAAGUACUCUGAAGUGU